GCAAGGGCUGAAGUUGGGGGUGGGGAGGGCGCCGCCGGAGCAGAGGCAAAGGCCAAGGCCGCCGGCGGAGGGGGCGGAGCUGCAGCGUUGCCCCAGUGGUGCGGAGGCUGACUGCCUCCCGGCGGGGCGGGCGGGACGCACCUGGCCGCGGCAGGUGAGGGAAGCGGCGUCACAAGGCCGGGCCGGGCGGCGCCUGGAGCCAGCCGCAGCCGGGCAGGGUCCCCGUCUCUCCGCUGCUGGCUUCCUUCCCCCCCGUGCGCUAGCCAGAGGCGAUGCAAGCCCUGCUCCCGCCAGGCGCUGAGCGCGCUGCUGCUGCCGCCGCCUCCUCCUCCCCCGGCAGGAUGAGCGGCGGGGAGAGCGCUGACUUCAGGCGGGUGGCGAUCCGGCGGAAAUCUAGCCCGGCCCUGGUCUUUGCUGUCCCCAAAGGAGGCGUCAGCUCCCGCCCGUCGCAGCGACAGGAAGCUCGCAAGGAAGCAGCAGGCAGCAGCACGUGUCCAAAGAGCCUCGUAACUAAGUCUUGCUCAGCAAAUAGCACAACCAGACUAGUCCAGCAGAAGAACGUAUGCAAUGAAGCAGCUCAGGGAAUAAAUGGAAACGUGCCAGUUAAGCAGUCCCCACGUUCAGCUUCAAGUCCAAAGCCACAAGUGCCUCCAAAGCCAGUACAUCUGCAGAAUUCCUUUUUAUCCACUGCACACCAAACCCCUACGUGUAAAGCUUUACCUACUGCACGAACAAGAAUGGAGGAAGUCACACCUACCUCUGCUUCUUGUGUCUCAAAAGAAAAACCCAGAAAAGUGUCCGAUCUCAUCAGUCGUUUUGAAGGAGGCAGUCCCUCAAGUCCUAGUGAUUUGAAGAAAGAAUCCUCUGUUCUAAAGGCUGCUAAAGCUCAAGGAAGAUUUGUGUCAGCAUCACCUCAGCCAAAACUCCUCUCCCAACACCCACUACAAAAGCAGGGAAAUAAUACAGAUCAAACUCAGGUUGUACAGAAACACACGGUCAAUGGAGUAGUAGCACAAAGCCAGAUGGAAUGCAAUGCCAAUCAACUAUCAGAUCAUAGCACCAAUACAGCCACACAAGCUACAGAUAUUACAGUCAACAGUAACUUAGUAAAUGGGGAAAGAGAAAGCACUACUACAGACUCAUUGCAUACUAUAACUGUCUGCACAGAGCAAACUUUUGACAGCUGCAGGACUCCAAGCAGGGAUACACUGCUCCCUUGUGAAAAUGAAACUGUAGAAAUUAAUACUAAUGUAGAAGAAAAGCCGAAUGAGGAAAAGCAGAAUGAGGAACUCAGUAAGGAGGAUGAGCAUGUAGAAGCAAAGGAGACAGAUGAACAGAAACGUCACAAAAUUGCUGAUGAGCUUUUGCAUACAGAAAGAGCCUACGUCAACCGACUUGACCUCUUAGACAAGGUAUUCUAUGGCAGACUAUUGGAGGAAGCUAAUAGGGGUUCAUUUCCAGCUGAGGUGGUCAAUAAAAUCUUUUCUAAUAUUUCAUCCAUCAACGCCUUCCAUAGUAAAUUCUUGCUGCCAGAGCUUGAGAAAAGAAUGCAAGAAUGGGCUGUGACCCCCAGAAUUGGAGAUAUUCUACAGAAGUUAUCUCCUUUCCUCAAGAUGUAUGGAGAGUAUGUGAAGAACUUUGAUAAUGCAAUGGAACUGGUGAAAACCUGGACUGAGCGGUCACCUCUGUUUAAAUCCAUUAUUCAAGACAUUCAGACACAAAAAGUCUGUGGGAGUUUGACAUUGCAACAUCACAUGCUAGAACCAGUACAACGGAUUCCACGCUAUGAGAUGCUGCUAAAGGAUUACCUAAGGAAACUGCCUCAAGAUUCCCUAGACUUGAAGGAUGCUGAAAAAUCCCUGGAAAUUAUAUCCACAGCAGCCAGCCACUCCAAUAGUGCUAUACGAAAAAUGGAAAAUCUGAAGAAGUUGAUAGAGGUGUAUGAGAUGUUGGGAGAAGAGGAAGAUAUUGUUAACCCCUCAAAUGAGCUGAUAAAAGAAGGACAGAUUCUUAAACUUGCUGCUCGUAAUACAUCAGCCCAAGAACGAUACCUUUUCUUAUUCAACAACAUGUUGCUGUAUUGUGUACCCAAAUUCAGUUUGGUGGGGUCAAAAUACUCAGUUCGAACAAGAGUUGGUAUUGAUGGUAUGAAGAUUGUAGAAACACAUAAUGAAGAGUAUCCAUACACCUUCCAAGUGUCUGGAAAAGAACGAACAUUGGAGUUGCAGGCCAGUUCUGAACAAGAUAAGGAAGAAUGGAUAAAGGCUCUUCAGAAUACCAUAGAAGCUUUUCAGCAGAGGAAUGAAACCUUCAGAAAUGCCAUUGCAAAAGAGUAUGAGGACAUGCCCAUUGAAGUUUCUAGUGCUGAGCUUGGGAAGAGAGCACCAAGAUGGAUCCGAGACAAUGAAGUAACAAUGUGCAUGAAAUGCAAAGAGCCCUUCAAUGCACUGACAAGGAGAAGGCAUCAUUGUCGAGCAUGUGGGCAUGUGGUUUGCUGGAAAUGCUCUGAUUAUAAAGCUCAUCUUGAAUAUGAUGGCAAUAAAAUGAACAAAGUUUGUAAAGACUGCUAUCAGAUUAUAAUGGGUUGCACAGAGAGUGAAGAAAAGAAGAAGAAAGGCAUCUUGGAGAUAGAAUCAGCUGAAGUCUCUGGAAACAGUGUCAUUUGCAGCUUUCUUCAAUAUAUGGAAAAAUCAAAGCCUUGGCAGAAAGCUUGGUGUGUUAUUCCUAAACAUGAAGCUCUUGUGCUGUACAUGUAUGGUGCUCCACAGGAUGUUAAAGCUUUGGCUACAAUUCCACUACUGGGCUAUGCAGUAGAUGACACUCCAAGAAGUGCUGACCUCCCGCAUAGCUUUAAACUGACUCAGUCCAAAUCUGUGCACAGCUUUGCAGCAGACAGUGAGGAACUGAAACAGAAAUGGUUGAAAGUCAUCCAUUUAGCUGUCAAAGGUGAGACACCAGAAUGUCACAAUGAAUUGCCGACAAGUUUAGAGGAGCAGCCUGAAUCAUCUAAAAAAUCUGAAUGCUGAAGCUCAAGACCAUGAUCUGUUUUAAAAAAAAUCCAGUCAGAUUCUUGGUUAAUUUUUCUUUGUACAAGCAAAAGAAGCAAAUUCUCCUAAUUACUACAUGCAUCUCUUAGCACUUUAUGUUGAAAAGAUACUGAUCUAUUUAGAGAUCACUUUCUUAUAUUUAUGUUCUGUCAAUAAAGUCAAUGUACAGACCCAUUUCACCGAUGAUUUUUUUUUUAAGAAAAAACAUAAAAUGCCAUUAAAAGAACAAAACCCUAUUAACGUUAGUGUACUUAUUGUUUGUCUCAAAAUAAAUUGCAUUGUAUGAUUCACUUGCUAUUGGGCAAAACUUUAAUAAAGAAUGUGGAUAGUUAAUGCAUCCUUUACAUGUUAGGUCUUUAGCAGUAAAAAAGAUAUACCUCUGCAUCACCAAAAUAGAUCUGUAGAGAAAUAUACAGGGACAAUUUGAUUUAUUGUAUCUAAGUUUAUAGAACUACUUACACAAUGCUGUACAUAUGUUAUAUUCACUUUUUUAAUGCAAAUUGAUUUUACAGUUUUGGCUUUUAAAGUCUGUUUCAGGAAAACAAUUUCAUUUUCAGUUUGGAAAUUAAUUGCUAAAUAUGAAAAAUAAGUACAAUAUAUGUACAGUAUUAGAAAAAAUUGUACUUGAUUUUGCUUUGACUUCGUGACAAAAGGUUCUUAUUAGUCUAUAAUUUAUUUAAAAUAAAGCAUGUUUUCUCUUGCAAAUUAAACAAAGGGUUCUAAAUUGAUGUCACUAUUUAGUGAUUUGUUUAACUAGCUUUCCCCUACUGAUCUUGCUAAUUUUGUGCAUUAAGAAUUUUUUAAAAUAGUAAUUUAAGUGGCAUGUAAUGGAUUUGUCAGUUCCAGCUGUGUUUUUUAAAAAAGAAUAGUUUUUUUUUUUAAAUAAUUUUGUUCUGUGCCUGUUACCUUUCUGAAGGUACUGUGCUACCUUUUUAAAAUACAAUAUGUGCUUUAGCAAUUAGCAUCUUGGUCUUAAAUGAACUUCUGGGAUCUCAUAAUUUUUGCCUAUAUGGUCAUUGAAACACUUGGACAUGUUUAAUAUGUUUUAACUUUCACAAAUACACAUUGCAUCAACUGGUAAGAACUAAAAACCGUCUGCUAGGAUUAUUACGCAUCAUACUGUAUGUCAAACUUCCUUGCAUGCACGCUGAUGAAAAAUCUUGACUUGCAUGAGUAGUCUUGAUUCUUGUUGAGUUCAGUAGGACUGCUCUUGGAAGUAAAGACUUGCCUGUGAGAGGCUUUGACUAUUGGGCCCAUGAUGAAUCUUCAUUUCUAAUAGUCUUUUAUAUAGAUGCAAAUGACUCUGCUAUAAGAGAAUUCCACUCUAUUAUUCUGGAUGGACUAUAUGACAUGAUAGUGCAUAUACAAUAAGUGGCUCUUGAAUGGAGCAAGUUAAUCAAUUCAUGACUUAGAAAAUAAGACUUCUUUUGAAUUUUCUUUAAUAUAGCAAUUGAGAUGAUCCCAAGUCACAAAAUGUAGAUAGUCUUCUUUAAAACUCUGUGAGAUAAAGCCAGAGUUUUGAGUGCGUCCAUUUUUUACAGUUAGAUAAAAAUGAGUAAUUUGAGUUCAGAUUUAUUUUAUCCCAAAAUUUCAUGGUCAUUUUAAGACAGACAUUACUUUUUUUAGCAUUGAGGGUGAAAGAUUAUACUUCAGUCACUUGUACUUCUACAGUAAUUUACCUAAUGUCAUUUAGUUCUGUUUGUAUUGCCUAAUACCCAGGGUGAACAGGGUAAACAAAAGACAGUCACAACAAAUAGUGUACUAACAUACCUCCUAUGCAAGUUCUUUGAAGUCAGUGGCCCAGAUUCUCCUCUCAGUUGUACUACUGGCAGUCUGGUGUAAUGCUCUGACUUUAGUGGAAUUAGUGCAGAUUUCUAUCCAUGUGAAUCAGAAUCUGGCCUCAUAAAAUUGUCCAGGAUUAUGGCAUUGUAAUUUGCCCCUUGGUCUUGGUCCAGGCUGUUCUGCAUGUAAUCCUGUUCACUACAUUUUUAAAUGGAGUCUCUAAUGUACCAUCAUUGGGGAGCCUCUGAAAAACCACAGGUAGACGGGGCCAUUUGUCGGGGAAAAAAAACACCUUUUUCUCAAGAUCCUGUAAACCUUGAUAUUUGAGGAAUAAGGGAUCUUGCGAAAAACAGUUUUUUCUUGACAAAUGGCCCCAUCUGCACAGGGCUUUUUAGCGGCAAAAUCUCUGCCGCGAAAAGAAUCGGAAGAAGAUAUGCAAAUAGGGCACCACUUGCAUAUCCUCUUCUGCAAAAAAAAAAAAAAAAACAGCGUAGACAUAGCCAAAGUGCUGGGUGACUUGGCUUUCUCUGCAGUAGCGUUGCUGCUUUUUUUUCUACAUGUUCCGAGGGGACACAGAACCAUCCAGGAUCGGGGCAUGGAAACACCUAGGCUGAGCUCUGACCAGAAAGAACUACCUGGAGUCCGUAUUUUAUCGUUCCAUGUCAAUUCUCCUCCAUGGAGAUCCACCUUCAAAAGGAGUUCCCAAGGGAACUGUUGGUUCUGGGGACCUGGUUCUCAGUGCAUCUUGAGGGGGAUAUCAUUGCCCAUUCUCAGGAAAUGAUGUAGAUUCUUUAUGGUUGGAGGUUUCAGGGCCUGUUGCGUGACUGGACAGCUCCCUUACCCACACAGUAGAAAAGGAAUCCUAUAAGGAAAACCUCUUUUAUUCUCUUUUGCUCCCCUCCCACUGGAAGGGAUUAUCUGGAUGGAUGAUGAUAAUAUAUAGCACUAAUAAAGUGCUCCAUUUUUUCAAAACAUAUCCCAAACAUCAACUUGGUCUUCUUUAUGAGGCAUAUAAGUAGCCAGAUAUUUUUCCCUUUUUCCCAGACAGGGAAAAUUGAGAAGCAGAGAUUUGUGUCUGAUACUCUCAAGAGAGCCUGAGUAUCUACAAUUUCUUUAGUUGGAGCUGUGGCAAGUAGUCAGCACCUCUGAAAGUCUAUGCCCUAAAUUACUACUUCCAAAAUCAGACUAUGGAUUAGGGAAUAGGCCAAAAUCAGAAAUCUGGUGUUCAAGUAGCUGGUCUCUUUUUCUCAUUCCUGUUCCAUGGGAGCUCAUUCUGAGCCAUUAAAGUUUGUGUGAAUCAGUAAUUAAGUUUUUGACUCAAGUAAUUUAUUUCACUUUAUUACCAUAAGUUUGCUCAAAACCUAUUCCUUUCUCAAUGAACAUGUAAUGGGAGACUCUAAAAAGCAAGAAUUAUUUGAUUGUGUGUGUUCUAUGAGUAUAAACACUUGCCCACCGUUCUAAAAACAAAAUACAGUAAAGGACAGAGGUUGCUUUUCUGGAGCAAGUGGUGACUCAAAGUAUUUUACUCAAUACCUCAAAGGCUAAUCCACAUAAUCACAUGCAAAAGCUCCUGUUUAAUUUGUCUGCAAAGAGACAAAAUAAAAGUAGUAACUCUUAUGCUUUAAUUCCCAUGGUGUUAGGACAUCUGAUGUACAAAGAAAAAAUGUUUCCAACCUGACAACUUAUAUUGUGGUCCAAAUGUCAUCCCAAAGUGAGGUUUUUUUAAAACCAAAUUCCCUAAAGAAAACCUUUAUUAAUGUUAACUUUAGUUGCAUGAAGAGAUGCUACCAUAUGUGUAAGUAACAAAUGGGCAUUCUUUUAUAAUUAAUGUGAAUGGCUACAUUAUUUUAGCUUUGCCACCCCUAUUUUUGAAAUUUGUCAUUUUAAAAUGUUUUAUGUGAUAGAGAAUAUAUUUGUGCAAUUUAGAGCUUAUCAAAUAUUUGACUACUUACUGCGUUAGUCAGAUUUAACUUCCCCCCCUUAUAUUCUACCAAAAUGAUGGCUAGUCAAAAAGCUUUAGUUGCAUAUAUUCGUCAAAUAAUGAUAAAAUGUACAAAAUAACUUUCAACAGAUUUUUCUUAUCUGCAAGCACAUAAUUUCAUUUGGUAACCCUAUGCAUUAUUUUUAAUAUGUCUUCAACAUUUCUACACUACUGUUCCUGUAUGUUCCAUUAUGGCUUCAAUAAUUACACUUGAAUGAGUAAGGGCAGUUAAAGCCUGUAGCACAGGGGUGGGGAACCAGAGGUCUGGGGGCCAGAUGUGGCCCCCAGCUUGUCUUGAUCUAGUCCCUGAGGUUCAGGGUUCCCCCUCCCCCCAUCAUUGGGGAGCCCAUGCUGGUUGAGGGUGGGAGGGCAGUGGUUUCUCACUUUCCCAAAAAAGGUUCCCCAUCCCUGCUGUAACAUCUUGCAGCUUCAACUCUAUUGACUUUGAUAGGACUAUUUUUUGUGUUUAAAUACCCCAAUUCAAAAGGAUUUUUUCCCCAAAAAAACAAGCACUGAAAACAUUCUCUUCCUUUAGGAGUGGAAUGUUAAAAUAUUUAAAAUGCAAUGUGCAUGCACACACAAUUACAGCUUUUUACAAAGAGGCUCUCAAAACUCUUUACUACUGUUUAAUAAACCUCAUAAUACCCUUGUGGGGUUAGAAGUGUAUUGAUUCUUCCAUUUAAUAUAGGGAGUAAAUUGAGGCAGAGAUUGAAUACAAAACAAAUACCCCAAAUAUGUAUAGGCUUUAGAAGAGGUUACUGACAAAGAUUCAAAUAGGUUCUAAGUAGAGUGGUCAAAACUCUGAAUCUUGAAAAGAUGCAGAAAAAUUCAAGAAGUUUUUUAUGAAAUCUUUCUUCAUUUUUACUAGGUCUGUAGUUGACCAAGCUUCUGUUUCCCCCUUGAAAUUAGAGGAAAUUAAAAAAAAAGUUGUCUUCUCAUUUUUUAAACCAGUUCUAAGAAGAUCUGUUUUCUUAAAGGAAGUUUUAAAAACAUUAAAUAUAUAAACAAUUGAGACCCAUCCAUGAAAAGUAUAUAGGCGCAGCUGUGUAAACUGGCAUAGCUCCAGUGGAGCCUAAACAGCUGUGAGAUUUUACACUUGCUCUAGAUGUUGCAUAUAUUAUCUGAAGGCAUGCUUAUGGGAACUAGGGUCACUCCAUCUUCAGGCAUGCUACAGCUAUUGUCAUUCACCUGGAAUCACAGGACAAGAUCCAGCUCAAAAUUGAGUUCAAAAUCCUAUCAGUGUUGCAACUCCCAAAACUACUAACAAUGGUAUAAGUGAGAAUAAGGAGAUGGAAGUCCUUGAGAACAAAUCAUUUGCUUUCAAAUAGAUUAUCCAGAUAAAGUAUGGGAGUGGACAAAUAACAAUUGUAUGAGAAGAAUCUACUAAUGCUCGAAAAAAUAGAUGAGGUAUAUAUGGCUCUAACUGUGUUUGUAGGCUUACAAUGAACUAUAAAGAGCUGUUUUAUAGUGCUGUCAUCUACUUCUUGGCCAUAUUGAUAAGAGAGAGCUAAUUUACCCAUGCAGUUCUGAGCCAUUGGACUAUAGUGAAAUAUAUUCUUUGGAUGGAAAUUUACAUUUGCCAAUCAGAUUUCUUCUUAGUCCUGUCUCUCUCCUUUUUAUAAAACAAUGGGAAGGCUUAAUAAAUGUAUCUUUUUAAGACAAUUAUAAUAGACCAAUCUGUUUCAGACUGCAUUUUACAAUCAAAAUUACACUGUGAAUUAAAAAUAUAAGUAAUCUUUUGACACAGUUGUAUAUACUUUAAUGGGAUAAAAAUCAAUGCGUAAGUAGACCUACUUUAAUUGCCUGUUUCCAACUGAUUUAUAAGCUGAAAUUCAGUCUAAAUAUACAGCUAAAUAGUCAGUCAUUUUUUUGUACUGUCUCUUUAUUAAAUUAUGCACAGAUUUAUUCAUGGCCUUGUCAUCACCAUCCCUUCAAAUAAACGUAGAUUGUUUUUUCUUGUCUAAAUAGUGAAGCAAAGGAUGUCCAUGAAUAAAACAUGUUGUUUCUAUCAAUGUGUGAUACUAACCUAGUUCAAUUUAUAGUUUAUUCUUGUGGAUUCAUUAACUAUUUAUGGUGGAAUAUUUAAGAAAGGGGAGGAAACGGUGUCAAAGCAUCUUUUACACAGAGGUGCCAUAAUGCUUAGAGGAAAGAGGGCAAGUUUGUUAUAUAUGAAUAAUCAUUUGCAAUUGAAGAGUAGUAUUUUACAUACAGUAAGAUAUCUCCAAUUAAGCUAAUGGAAAUUUGAACUGUUUAUUUUUUUGGGAGUUGCAUCAGCCCCAGUGUGUCAUGUCAGACAUACAUGCCAUGCAUUAGAAUCUCUCAAUUAUGAAAAUACUGUUUGCAGUUUAAUUUGGAAAAAAAUGAAUUUUAUUUUGCUUUAAAAAAAUCCUAAUAAAUUAGGUAUAAAUUUGCUCUGACUUAACACUGAAUUGCAAAAUUUCAGAAAAGAGGCAAAAUUUGAGUUGUGCAAAUAAGCGGUAAUUUUUCUGGUCAAGAAAUAUAUGAAUGUAAAAUAUUUGCAGAUAUUGUAUAUAUUUUGUGUAACAUAUGUACAUUUGGUCAUAAAGAUGGGAGUUGGCAUAUUGUAAAAUUAAGCACUUUAAUUCUUGUUCAAUACUUAGUUUGUAUGCCAUAAAAUAAAAACAUCAUUAAAUAAGUA
Molecule: messenger RNA, 9469 nt
Organism: Pelodiscus sinensis (Chinese soft-shelled turtle)
Lineage: Eukaryota; Metazoa; Chordata; Testudines; Trionychidae
Gene: FGD4
Product: FYVE, RhoGEF and PH domain containing 4
Biological process (GO): cytoskeleton organization; filopodium assembly
Cellular component (GO): cytoplasm
Molecular function (GO): guanyl-nucleotide exchange factor activity; zinc ion binding
Source: RefSeq, a predicted model, not a curated record